Molecule: messenger RNA, 1341 nt
Organism: Thermothelomyces thermophilus ATCC 42464
Lineage: Eukaryota; Fungi; Ascomycota; Sordariomycetes; Sordariales; Chaetomiaceae
Exons: 3
Coding region: 160-1278 (372 amino acids)
Biological process (GO): beta-D-galactose catabolic process via UDP-galactose, Leloir pathway
Cellular component (GO): cytosol
Molecular function (GO): UDP-glucose 4-epimerase activity
Source: RefSeq, a predicted model, not a curated record
GAACGAGGCACUUGCUUGCUCGUCAUUUAGUUAAUAAGACUGCCGAUUGUCCUCUGCAGCGGUACUUGCGCUACCAAAUUACUCCAUUCGCCCUCACCUUUCCUCCGACUUUGAUCUCUACUCCGCGACCAUUUCACAGGCGAAGAAAAAACAGACAAGAUGGCCGUCGGAACCGUCCUUGUCACUGGCGGCACUGGCUACAUUGGGUCCUUCACGACCCUGGCACUCCUGGAGAACGGCUACGAUGUGGUGAUUGUCGACAAUCUCUACAACUCGUCCAAGGUGGCCAUCGACCGCAUCGAGCUCAUCUGCGGCAAGCGCCCCGUCUUCCACCAGGUCGACAUCACAGACGAGGCCGCCCUCGACGCGGUCUUCGCCCAACAUCCCGAGAUCGAUAGCGUCAUCCACUUCGCUGCCCUCAAGGCCGUCGGUGAAUCCGGCGAGAUCCCUCUCGAGUACUACCGCGUCAAUGUCGGCGGCAGCAUCUCGCUGCUGCGCUGCAUGGAGAGGCACAAUGUGACCAACAUUGUCUUCUCGUCGUCCGCCACCGUCUACGGCGAUGCGACUCGCGUGCCCAACAUGAUUCCCAUCCCCGAACACUGCCCGAUCGGCCCUACCAACACCUACGGCCGGACAAAGGUCAUGAUCGAGAACGUCAUCACCGACCAUAUCGAAGCGCAACGGCGCAACAGCCAGAAGGCCGGAAAGCCGUACGAGCAGUGGAACGGUGCUCUUCUGCGGUACUUCAACCCUUGCGGCGCGCACCCCAGCGGUAUUAUGGGCGAGGACCCGCAAGGCGUGCCUUACAACCUCCUCCCUCUGCUCGGGAAGGUGGCGACCGGCGAGCGCGAGAAGCUGCUCGUGUUCGGUGAUGACUACCCCUCGAGGGACGGCACUGCCAUUCGCGACUACAUCCACGUUCUCGACCUUGCGAGCGGUCACCUUGCUGCGCUCAACUACCUUCGCGAGCACAAGCCCGGCGUCAAGGCGUGGAACUUGGGGUCUGGCCGCGGCAGCACAGUCUUCGAGAUGAUCAAGGCCUUUAGCAAGGUCGUUGGCCGGGAUCUGCCUUACGAAGUCGUGGGGAGGAGACACGGAGACGUCUUGGACCUCACAGCACACCCCGCCCUCGCCAACAAGGAGCUGCAUUGGAAGACCCAGCUUACCUUGGAGGAUGCGUGCGCCGACCUUUGGCGCUGGGUGAGCAACAACCCGAAAGGGUACCGUCAAGACCCGCCAGCCGAGCUCCUUGAGGCCCUCGAGGCCAAGAAGGCUUAGAGCCAGUGUGCCGGUCCCGUUUUCUCGAAAGGGGAAUCGGAUUGCCCUGACUGGGUUCAGGCU